AUGUUUGUGAGUGAUUUUGGUAUGAAACAAUUUGUUUUAUUCAAUAAUCAUAUUAUAUCUGUAGGGGUAUACACGGUCAAUUUCUCCAUUAAAAACAAUUGUCCGUACACAAUCUGGCCUGGAGCCGUAACUAGUUCUGGCAAUACACUGUCGACAACCGGGUUCGAAUUACCAACAGGUACGAUAGUAAAGUCGACCAUUUCUUCACCAUGGUCCGGUCGGUUUUGGGCUCGAACCCAUUGUUCCAAGGACGCACGUGGAAAAUUUUCUUGUGGAACUGGUGACUGUGCCUCUGGCCAAGUCACGUGCAAUGGUGCUGUCGGAAUUCCACCGGCUACCCUCGUCGAAUUUACCAUAGCCCCAAACGGGGGCCAAGAUUUCUUUGACAUUAGCCUCGUCGACGGCUUUAACUUGCCCAUUUCGGUUGUCCCACUAGCCGUUAAAGGGCAAGACGGCACGGUGAUUGCCUGUAAAAGUGCAUGUAUCGCUUUCGAAAAGCCGGAAUUUUGCUGCAGCGGCGACCAUAACAAGCCAGAAACUUGUCCGCCCACCAAUUAUUCGACGAUAUUCAAGAAUCAGUGUCCUCAGGCUUAUAGCUAUGCAUACGAUGAUGAGACUAGCACUUUCAUAUGUUUAUAA
Molecule: messenger RNA, 639 nt
Organism: Momordica charantia (bitter melon)
Lineage: Eukaryota; Viridiplantae; Streptophyta; Magnoliopsida; Cucurbitales; Cucurbitaceae
Source: RefSeq, a predicted model, not a curated record